Messenger RNA from Prunus dulcis (almond), 1229 nucleotides. Its product is annotated as probable xyloglucan endotransglucosylase/hydrolase protein 6. The transcript is spliced from 4 exons. Gene Ontology annotation, biological process: xyloglucan metabolic process; cell wall biogenesis. The record is from RefSeq and is a predicted model, not a curated record. Lineage: Eukaryota; Viridiplantae; Streptophyta; Magnoliopsida; Rosales; Rosaceae. Gene Ontology annotation, molecular function: xyloglucan:xyloglucosyl transferase activity; hydrolase activity, hydrolyzing O-glycosyl compounds. The coding region runs from base 80 to 955 and encodes 291 amino acids. Gene Ontology annotation, cellular component: cell wall; apoplast.
CUCUCAUCAUCUAAAAUCUCAUCGAUAUUAUUGAUUCCUUUUAAUCACAAAGUAGUCUGAUUUUGUGCUACAAAUUAUUAUGGCCCUAUAUCCCUCUUUGAGAAGCCUCAUUGCUUCUCUCUGCUUUUGUUUUCUUGCUUUUUCUCUCUCAGCUUUUGGACGACCAGCCACUUUUCUGCAAGACUUCCAAGUCACAUGGUCUGAUUCUCACAUCAGGCAGAUCGAUGGAGGGAGGGCCAUCCAACUCAUUCUUGACCAAAAUUCUGGAUGUGGGUUUGCCUCCAAACGCAAGUACUUGUUUGGGCGUGUGAGCAUGAAGAUCAAGCUCAUCCCUGGAGAUUCUGCUGGAACUGUCACUGCUUUCUAUAUGAACUCAAACACAGACGCAGUGCGUGAUGAGGUAGACUUUGAGUUCUUGGGGAACCGGACUGGGCAGCCUUAUACAGUCCAAACCAAUAUAUAUGCUCAUGGGAAGGGUAAUAGAGAGCAAAGGGUCAACCUCUGGUUUGACCCUGCUGCAGAUUUCCACACUUACACAAUACUCUGGAACCAUCACCAUAUUGUUUUCUAUGUGGAUGAUGUGCCUAUAAGGGUGUACAAGAACAAUGAAGCCAGAGGAGUUCCAUACCCCAAGCUCCAACCCAUGGGGGUCUUUUCAACAUUGUGGGAAGCUGAUGAUUGGGCUACAAGAGGAGGGCUUGAGAAGAUAAACUGGAGCAAAGCUCCUUUCUUUUCUUACUACAAGGAUUUUGAUAUUGAGGGGUGCUCUGUGCCAGGACCAGCCAACUGUGCCUCAAGCGCCACUAACUGGUGGGAAGGGACUGCCUACCAAGCACUCAAUGCCCUUGAAUAUAGAAGAUACAGGUGGGUUCGUAUCAACCACAUGAUCUACGAUUACUGCACCGAUAAAUCCCGGUACCCGGUAGCCCCACCGGAGUGUCUCGCGGGCUUCUAAAUCAGACCCAAUUAUACCGAACAAUCCAUGUCGGUGGUACGUACAUUUAUGUGUUAGGGAAUAUGGAAAAAUCUUUUGUGUGUAUGUAUAUGUGGAUGAAGUCUUAAGUCUUUUAGAAGUGAGCAAAUGUCAAUUUCUACUUGUGGUUGUAUGUGUCUGUACCCAGCUCGCAUUAUUGUACCAAUAAGGCUCCUGCGUUAUUCUGAAAAGGAUAUGUCUUUUAAAUCUAUUAUCAGUUUUCAAAUGUGAAUAAAAAAUCUGUGCUUAUUUUCAA